UGUAAAAUUUGUGAUAAAAUAUUCACUAGAAGAAAAGACAAACUGAACCAUGAACUUGCACAUAGUGGGGAGUCUAUGCUUACUUGUAAUGAAUGUGGCAAGGAGUAUUUACAUGAGUCAAGUUUGGCAUCCCAUAUGCGGACACAUGAUGGAGAUCCUUUGUUUAUGUGUGACCUUUGUCCAAAAAUGUUUGCACAAAGCCAUCACUUAAAAUCUCACAUACUCUCCCAUUCAGAGCCUACCAACUUUGUUUGCAAGACAUGUUACAUGGAGUUUGCAACAGCUGCAGAUUUAAAUCAUCAUUGCCGUAUUCAAAUCAAAAUGGAAAUGACCAAACUUUGGUGCAAAAUGUGUAAAGUUUAUUUCUGUAGAAAUCAUGAUAGAGCAACUGAAAGAAGAAUUCAUGCAUUCUGCUGCUCGGCCUGCAAUGAACUAUUCUACACUAGCAAAAAGUUAAAAAUUCACAUGAAAAAAUUUGCUCAUUACUCUAUUGAAAAACCCAAAUAUAUUGAACCUUUGCAAGAGUAUGAGUUGUAUCCUGAUAAAGUUUCAGAAAGUAUUAGAAAGCUACAGGUGCAAAAGGAUAGUGAACCUUUGAAAAAUCAAGAUAAGAGAGAUUCAUUUGACAAACAGCAAUGUGAUGUGAACUUUGAAGAUGAAUUACCUGUGAAAAGAUUCAAGCUGUCGACCCGAAAAGUUUUUUUAGAAGAUGAGCAUUCCAGUACUUCGCUCCAAGACUCAACCUCAGAAAUAAAGCAAGAAAUAGAGAUGAAAUCGCCAACUAAGCACAGAAAGGUUAGAAUAUUAUUAUUAUGACAGUGACAUAAACUAAAAACAAUGUUAUUUAGAUCAGUGAUUUCCAACCUAUUUCUGACAUCUAGGGCCACAUUUCUUAGAACAAACAACCAACUUAGACAUAGUACUAUAAGUAUUUGUAUUCUAUAAAAGAAAAGAUUGUUCAGGUAUUAGUAUUGUUAACAAGUUAAACACUUGUGCCGAUUUAAUAAUGCAGCCAUAAAUCAUAGGCUGAAAAGUACUGAUUUAUGCAGGAUCACAAAAUACCAUAAAUACAUUUUCUCAAAAUAGUCUGAAUAAUUCCUACUCAACAAAGAUUAAAAUCUUCAAAUUUUAUAACGUAAUGUUUAUAAAUUUCUACAUUUUUGCUUUUUUGAUUUUCUUUUAAGUAGUUUUAUUUUUAACGGUAAUAAAUCCUUUCCUCCAAGGGUAAGCCAUACUGCAAGAAAUGCAAUAAGUCAUUCAAAGAUUCAGAAGACCUGGAUCGUCACAGAGCUCUUGUUCAUGAAGACAAGCAUGACAAAUCAACAUGUGGGACUUGUAAAAUGGGAUUCAUGACGAAACAAGAACUGGACAACCACAGCCUGAUGCAUGCCAGUGAACGAUUGCACUCAUGCCCAGUGUGCGGAGAAACUUUCUCUUGUUCUCUGGAGUUGACCAAACAUCUAAAGGCUCAUGUUGAAGAUUUCCCGUAUAAAUGCAGUCAAUGUGGGAAGGCAUUCAGACUAAAGGUUUGGAAAUUUAUUAUUUAA
This is a messenger RNA of Lymnaea stagnalis (great pond snail), 1547 nucleotides long. NCBI's taxonomy places the organism in Eukaryota, Metazoa, Mollusca, Gastropoda, Lymnaeidae. The record is from the annotation of a GenBank genome assembly.